GUCCAGACGCGCCUCGUCUUUCUCAGGAAAGGUACGCGACUACUGAUAAGUCAACACGCUUAGGAACUUGGAACAAGCAGACUGGAAAUUGCCUACAUUUUUGCUAACGUUGCUUGCCCGCCAGAUGAUGGCUACCCUGGAAUGCCAGGUGGUCGUUAUCUGUCCGUCUCUCUUGCGACUGCUGCACGGCUCAGGGAAUUCACUGUUUGGAAUGGAGGAAAAAACAAGUGGGCCAAAUCACCAAGACGCGUUGCCGUAAAGUUAUAACGAGUCGCUCAUCACAGAUUGCGCCAUCAUGUUCGUUGCCUCACCACCACGCUCCUUACACCACAUUCGUUUUACUCGCCCUUAAGGUCAUGCGCCGAUUCUCGCCACCUGAAUCUCCUGUGGUUUCACCAACAACGGGUUCAUGCCCCAACAUCAUGCCCAUGAUGGCCAACAAGAACAUGAAGCCCGCCGCCAUGAAGUCGAUGAUGGCUACCCCCGUCACCUACAUCCCACCACUUUGCGAUGGCGCCUGCGGUACCACCCCUCGAUCUCAGCAGCCAAUGUGGUCAAUGAUGUGGCAGGAAAUAAUGCAGAUGAUGCGAAUGAUGCCCAACAUGUGCUGGGCCAUGCUCACCCAGCGCAAGCAUAUGUCCUGGGCCGACAUGGGAGACAUGAUGAUACACACCAUGCUCACGUGCAUGGAGAUGUGCAUGAUGGUUAUGGCUGUCCCGCUCUGGAUGAUGAUGCCUGGUGCCAUGUUCGCCAUAUGGAUGUGCACCUGUGCCUUGAUGGUCAUGGGCAUGUGCUGGAUGCUCAACGGCAAAGAGCAGAUGCACAUGUGCGCCAUGGAGUCUGAUGGCUGGAUGAUGGGCCCGGAGAUGGACAAUGAAAAGUGGAUGUUCAUGGGCGGGAUGGGUAUGAGCUCUCGCCACUGCCACCAACAAGCCCUUCCUAUGCUCUCUCGCAUGUUUAACCGUCCCAUGAUGUGCAUCUGCAUGCCCACCUGGGGUAUGCCCUUCGACAUGAUGUUCAUGAUGCUCCAGCGUUGCAUGGUGAUGCCCAGCCAAGUCCGCAGAAACCUCUACGCCCAGAUGCGCACUGCUCUCCUCGACGACUCUAUACACCGCUGCGUCGUCCUUUGCCACAACGAUAGUGCCGUCCUCGUCUCCCAGGCCAUGGCUCAGCUCUGCUCCGACCUGCCCGCUGAGAAGAUGUGCAAGCUCGAGAUCUACUCCUUCGGUGCCGCUGCCUGCGAGUUCAUGAUGCCCCGUGGUGAAUCCACCAUGGAUAGCGAGCCUGCCCACCACCAGUCAAUGGACAUGAUGAUGAAUGACCGCAAGGGAGUUCACAUGGAGCACUUCGCCAUGACGACUGAUCCUUUCGCUCAAAUGGGUGUUCUUGAGAGCGUGCGCCAAAACAUGAGCGGUCGUUUCUGCGGCGGCGUCUUCAUCAUGGACAACAAGAAGGCUAUGUCUAUGGGCAAGAUGAGCCAAGACGCCAUGAACAUGCAGAUGAUGUGCUCCGGCCUGAUGAUGGAGGACUACAUGAUGAUGAUGUUCUCUGCCCAAAUGUCGAUGGGUGCUUCCUCGGGCACUCCUAGCUCCAUGGACAGCAACAUGAUGAUCGAUCGCGACUGCGCCGAGAAACGGGAGAUUGCUGCCAUGUCCAACUACUAUGCCGCCUCUCAGACCAAGAAGGGUAGCAAGCGUUUGAGCUGGACUGGCCUUGCUGCCACCGCUGGUCAGAAGAACGGUGUCAGCGCCGGCAUGAUCGGUCUUGAGCAGGCUCGCAAAGGAUGCAAGGGUUGCAAUGGCCACAAGGCUCGUGAGGUCAGCUGGCUGUCACGCUAUGUGUCCAUGGGCCAUAUGAUGGACAAGAACAUGUCGGAGGGCAACAUGGCUCGCUCUCCAUGA
This is a messenger RNA of Podospora pseudocomata, 1901 nucleotides long. RefSeq lists its product as uncharacterized. The record is from RefSeq and is a predicted model, not a curated record. The transcript has 2 exons. NCBI's taxonomy places the organism in Eukaryota, Fungi, Ascomycota, Sordariomycetes, Sordariales, Podosporaceae. Bases 357 to 1901 code for a protein of 514 amino acids.